Messenger RNA from Pan troglodytes (chimpanzee), 895 nucleotides. RefSeq names its product bifunctional peptidase and (3S)-lysyl hydroxylase JMJD7-like. The transcript is spliced from 2 exons. Bases 210 to 470 code for a protein of 86 amino acids. The record is from RefSeq and is a predicted model, not a curated record. Lineage: Eukaryota; Metazoa; Chordata; Mammalia; Primates; Hominidae.
CUGUUCUUGGGCUCUAGGGAGGGAGAAGGGCAGAAGCCUGGCUCUGAAGAGCAGGCACAAAAGAUCUGGGGAGAGGUGGCACCUUGCUCUGAAAAGUCCCUAAGUCUGAGGCCUUUCAGUGUGAGCCAAGCAGGGCCUGUGGUGUUGACCUUUGGAAGGGACAGAGCCUGAAGUCCUGGGGGGUCUGGGGGGCUGCUCCCUGGCAUCUGAUGUGUUCCCAGGUGCCCUGGAUCCCACUGGACCCCUUGGCGCCAGACCUAGCACGGUACCCUAGUUACAGUCAGGCCCAGGCCCUUCGCUGCACGGUGCGGGCCGGUGAGAUGCUCUAUCUGCCGGCUCUGUGGUUCCACCACGUCCAGCAGUCCCAGGGCUGCAUCGCAGUGAAUUUCUGGUAUGACAUGGAAUACGACCUCAAGUAUAGUUACUUCCAGCUGCUUGACUCCCUCACCAAGGCUUCAGGCCUUGACUGAUGGAGCACUGGUGAACACGACCAAGCACGCCUCGGGGGACGGGGCCAGCCCCUCCCUGGCCGGGUCAAUUCUCGAGAGAGCCUGGAGUGUGCAUGCUGGCUGCUGGCCCCGGGUCCAGCAUGGCUUGAGAUCAGCUUUGGAGGAUCUUGGAAUGUGGUCAUAAGGACUCAAGGUGCCAGGCAGGUCUGGGUGAGGGUUCUCAGGAAGUUGCCACACAGGUGAGCAGAGUGGGGAUCAGGUGCAGCGGCACCUCUCCCCAGCGCUGUGAUAUUGGGCGAGUCACUGCGUCUCGGGCAUUGGUGUCCUGUCAGUAAAGAGAUAAUAAUGGCUGUACCUUGUGGGGCUGUUGUGGGCUUGGAGAUGAUGUCUAUGAGGACCAGCAUGGAGCUGGCACACAGGACAUGUUGAAUAAAAGGUAGCUGUGA